ACACAUACCCAGGUGAGCAAUGACACCUCAAAGGCUCAAACCCGUGUAGGUUAUAACAAGCAAACAUGCAUUUAGCGCUUUCAAUGGAGGAGAAUUCAACUCCAUGCAACAAAAACAAACCCCCAACAAUGGCUAAACUCAAUUCUCGUAGCACCAACCAAUUUUUUUACCAACGCAACUUCUCUCUUUCUCUCUCCCAUAUAUCCCCUGUCUCUCUUCAUUUCAAACCUCAACACCCCAUAUCUUUCUAAAGCAAACCCAAGUGUACAUAAACAAAUAAAAACCAGAAAACCAAAAAAAAGAAGUCCUCUUUGGUCUCUCCUCCCUCCCUCCAUGGUGGUUUGAUCGAUCGGUGCUGACAUUUGAUGCCCAAAAUGUGUCGCUAAUGAGAAGAUAGUGAUGAGGAGCAGAUAAAAAAAACAUCGAUCGAUCUGGGAACAAAUAAAAGAAAUGGAGGUGCAGAGGAUGAGACAGUUGAUGUUACUUUGGUCUAGAAUGCAAAGUACCCGUGUAGCCCUCGUGGGUGGAAACCACACAGCCGCCAGGUUUUGUACUCGCUAAUCUGUUUUGAACCAUCCCCUUUUCCUCCCUCUCCCUCUCACCGUACUUUUAUCAAACAUCUUCUCUGCACUGUAAUAACCACAGCUUUCCUUACAAAAGCGAUCUCUUUUUGCAUCAUUUGAUUCGUGAAAACGUACAAGUAGUCUGCUUUCACAUGGGAACAAUCCAUUUCGAUGAAGGGUUUCAACCCAAUUGCCUCAAGAAGUACUACAAACCUUUGUAUUACAAUGGCCUUCAGUUUCAGACUGAUACGUAUUUGAUCAUCCAACUUCCUGAUUCGGGUGCUUUGAGGAUUCUUGCGAGAUCCAUGAUUUUGGCUUUGAUUUUCAUUUCGUUGCCCUGGUUAGGCAGUUCUACAAUGUUUGCGCCAACCUUUUCUGGAUCUGAGAUUGCCACCGAUUCCAUCAAUGUUGAAUUCUUGCCAUUACUCUUCCGUGAUUUAACAAAUGAAGGCCUAAUUCAAGCAGGAUCAAAAGCUGUUUUCUUAAGCAAUGGUGAUCAACAGAAUGAGAUUUACACUUCUGGGAUGCUCGAUGGACAAGACAUGAUCCACUCGAAUGUUAUCUCUGUUAAUGAUUUGGGGCAACAAAAUGGUGUCCCUGAAGAAUUCUUCGACAUUGUCAUCACAAGCAGCUUCCAUGUUGCCACUGAAUUCAUCGAUAGGACUCUCAAAGUAGGCGGCGUCGCCAUUGUUCAACUAAGCAAAAAUCCGUCCUUUGCAUUCAACAAGCCAUCGAAUUACAAAAUUGUUUAUCUUAGACAUUAUAGUUCAGUCAUCUUGGCCAUGAAGAAAACAAGUAAUGCUCAAGCUGGUUCGUCCACACAUAGGCGGCUCCUUGCCUAUUCAUCUGAGGCAAGAAAGGCAGCAUUGAAGAACCUAGAAGACGUGCUCCUUGAACCCCCAAGGGCGGCCUCAGGCAAGUCAAGCAGAUACUUGAAGAAAACAAGGUACCUACCAGACUUAACUGGCGAUACCCUAGAGAACUACCCACGCCGGGUGUUCAUCGACGUGGGAUUGCCAGAGAAAGCAGGGGGCAGUGGCACCGGAUGGUUUGCGAAGAACUAUCCGACAAGGAAUCUUGAUUUUGAGAUAUACAAGAUAGAGACUGUGACCGAGGAAUCUUCAGGGAAGGAGGUACCACAAGUGGCAGAGGUUGGGAUGUCAGACUGGUUAAGAAAGAAUGUGAAGGAUGAAGAUUAUGUGGUGAUGAAGGGAGAAGCAGAAGUAGUAGAGGAGAUGAUGAAGAGUAAGGCGAUAACGUUGGUGGAUGAGCUUUUCAUGGAAUGCAAGCCACAAAAGAAUGCAGGAAGGAAGGGGACUGGAAGGGCUUAUUGGGAGUGUUUGGCUUUGUAUGGAAAGUUGAGGGAUGAAGGAAUUGCAGUGCACCAAUGGUGGGGUUGAGAGAGAGAGAGAGAGGAUAUCAUAGAAAGUAAUUAUGGGGUUAAGACUUAAGAGUCUCUUUAUUGAUCAUUUCAUCAAUUAUUUUCUCAAUUUGUUUUAUUUUGUUUGUGUGGUUUUAAUUUCAUUAUGGGGUGUUCUAAAGUCGUACAUUUUGAGCUUAGAAGAAGAAGAAGAAGGGGGGAAUUAUGAGGAAGACAAUGAUGAUUUCAGAGAGAAUUGGGGGGGUGUUCCACUUGUUAUAUAUAAACAUCGUUUGCUUCUUUCUUUAAUUCAUAAUGUUUUUUAUGUUUGUGUUUUCUGUAAUCAAAAGAAAAUUGAUA
This is a messenger RNA of Tripterygium wilfordii, 2283 nucleotides long. RefSeq lists its product as uncharacterized. Lineage: Eukaryota; Viridiplantae; Streptophyta; Magnoliopsida; Celastrales; Celastraceae. The transcript is spliced from 2 exons. Bases 716 to 1963 code for a protein of 415 amino acids. The record is from RefSeq and is a predicted model, not a curated record.